Molecule: messenger RNA, 544 nt
Organism: Humulus lupulus (European hop)
Lineage: Eukaryota; Viridiplantae; Streptophyta; Magnoliopsida; Rosales; Cannabaceae
Product: ubiquitin-like protein ATG12
Exons: 6
Coding region: 43-330 (95 amino acids)
Biological process (GO): autophagosome assembly; autophagy of mitochondrion; C-terminal protein lipidation
Cellular component (GO): Atg12-Atg5-Atg16 complex; phagophore assembly site membrane; cytoplasm
Source: RefSeq, a predicted model, not a curated record
UCUUCGGUUUCUUGUUUCACUUUCAUCUCAGAGAAGGCAUCAAUGGCUACUACGGACUCUCCCACUGCUGUUCGAAAAGUGGUUGUUCAUCUGAGAGCCACUGGUGAUGCUCCCAUUCUCAAGCAAGCCAAGUUCAAGAUACCUGGAACUGACAAAUUUGCCAAAGUUAUCGACUUUUUAAGACGCCAACUUCAUCGAGAGACACUGUUUGUGUAUGUCAACAGCGCAUUCUCCCCAAACCCUGAUGAAUCUGUCAUUGAUCUUUACAAUAAUUUCGGUUUCGAUGGUAAACUAGUUGUCAAUUAUGCUUGUUCUAUGGCUUGGGGUUAACACUCCCGGUGAUGGGGUUCAUUUCAUAGGGGUGUUAUCAGACUUGCAGAUAUGCUGCUGGCAUUGGCAAAGAAGAUUUUAAUUAGGGUAGGACUAUAGAAGAUUGAACAAAGCACUGGCAUUGGCAAAGAAGAUUCUUUUAUGUUCUUUUUGUAAAUUUGACUGAAACCAUACAAGUUACAAAGGUUAUGAAUUGUGUUGAUAGUUUUCUCCA